This is a messenger RNA of Patiria miniata (bat star), 963 nucleotides long. RefSeq names its product craniofacial development protein 2-like. NCBI's taxonomy places the organism in Eukaryota, Metazoa, Echinodermata, Asteroidea, Valvatida, Asterinidae. The transcript has a single exon. Gene Ontology annotation, molecular function: catalytic activity. The coding region runs from base 1 to 963 and encodes 320 amino acids. The record is from RefSeq and is a predicted model, not a curated record.
AUGAUGAGUUCAACCUACAGCACCAGGGUUAAAGCCCCUGCUUCAAAUCUGCCCUCUCACGGAACUAUUGACACUCUGUCUUAUGACGACGGCGUCCGAAACUCUCUUGGGAGGGCAUCGUCUGAUAAAAAUAGUCUCCGGAAGGGUCUUGCUCGACCUAGGAAAACCAUCCUUUUUGGUCAGCUUAAUUGUCGAAGUCUCUCUUCGCUGUCAUCAAGAGAGGAACUUAAUAAACACAUAUGUGACUACAACCUAUCUGUUACCUGCAUCCAAGAGCACCGUCAAGUACAUCGACCUGAAGACCCUGAUAUCCGAAUCUCUAGUUUAGGAUCAUCAACCAUCUUCACCUCUUCUGCAACCCGGAAUCGACAAGGUGCAGCCGUUGGUGGUGUAGCAAUAACUGUUCAAACAUCACUGCUCCCGCUGCUGACUUCUAUCUCUAAGAUCAACGACAGAAUUAUGCUCGCCAUCUUCAAAGGCAAUCCCAAGACAUACGUUGUCUCCUGUUACUCUCCCACUAACACAAGUGAUGAGGCGUCUAUUACUGGGUUCUACAAAUUUCUCAAUGACACAAUUGCCUCCAUUCCCCUACAUGCCCUCCUUGUCAUCGGAGGGGACUUCAACGCUCAUGUUGCAAGGCAGUUCUCCUACCACUCUACUACCAACCGUAAUGGUCAGCUCCUCAGUGACUUUGUUAAUCGUAACAACCUUCUGAUUACCAACACACUAUUUCAGAAGUCCUCCAAAAAGCUCUGGACUCACCGUUCACCUAACAAGUACCUGUCACAGAUUGACUUCAUCCUGUGCCGUAAACGUUGGAGAAACAGCAUCCUAGAUUCUCAAGCGUAUUCAACAUCUGACCCAAUUGGCUCCGACCAUCGUAUAGUCUGUGCUAAGAUAAGGCUCAGUCUUCGUUCCUGUUAUGGAGUGGCAUUACGCGGCCACCGUAUCCAUAUUCUAUGA